AUGCAGAAAGCAUUGCCUGAAGGAGCGACUAUCGCUCCGAUUAUUUUAUCAUCAGACAAAACAACCUUGUCACAGCAUCAGGCUUCGGCGCGUGCGACUGUGCUUAUUGGCUACUUACCUGCGGGGAAACUUGACUGCUUCACUCCUGAGGAACGCUCCCUGGCUGGAUACCGUCUCUUCCAUCACUGCAUGGCCCUCCUGCUCCAUCCUCUGAUUGCUGCCAGCAAUGAUGGUGUCGAGAUCGUGUGCGCUGACUCAUGGAUACAUCGUGUGUACCCGAUUCUGGCCGCAUACGUGGCCGAUUUCCCAGAACAGUGUUUGGUGGCCUGUUGUAAGGAAAAUCAGUGUCCGAAGUGUCUUGUUGCAGCAGAGGAGCGAGGGGAUGCACUGCACUCAGAGAUGUGUGAUCCUAAGACCACCUGGUGA
Molecule: messenger RNA, 426 nt
Organism: Suillus subalutaceus
Lineage: Eukaryota; Fungi; Basidiomycota; Agaricomycetes; Boletales; Suillaceae
Exons: 2
Coding region: 1-426 (141 amino acids)
Source: RefSeq, a predicted model, not a curated record